UGAAUACUCUAAUUCAGUGUCGUUGAUAAAAGUCACAGGAGCUAUCAGCACCGCUGACCAACUUACUGGCUUUGACAACAUUGUAAACAGCUAGCUAGUUAGCUUGUUAGCUAACAAGUUAGCAAAACUGACCGAUCAAAUAGUCGAGCGACGUGACACCUGUAGAAACAAUAAGCUGCCCAUUCUGGAUCGAAGGUCUAGUACCAGGAGAUCCGAUUGCUCGCUUGCAGCCAAUCGCCACAGUGGUUGUUGAGGGGAGGGUGAACGGUCCGCUGACAGCGUUCUGCGGGCGGUCACGUUUCAAAGCGACUCCUGAAACAUUUAGCCGGUGGAGAUGUUUGGUCGGGCGCUGGGGAAGACGCUUGGUUUCCUAGGAUACACGCUGCAGUAUGGCUGCAUCGCUCACUGUGCCUUCGAGUACCUGGGAGAGUUUGUGUCGUGCUCAGGUCCCUCCAUGGAGCCCACCAUAGUGAACCAUGACGUGGUCUUCUCAGAGAGAGUCAGUCGACAUCUCUAUAGGAUCCAGAAGGGAGACAUCAUCAUCGCCAAGAGCCCGUUCGACCCCCACAUGAACAUCUGUAAACGGGUCAUCGGCUUGGAGGGGGACAAGGUCUGUACGAGUGGACCCUCAGACAUCUUCAAGACACACACUUAUGUUCCUAAAGGUCACAUGUGGCUGGAGGGAGAUAACCUCAGGAACUCUACAGACUCCAGGAGCUACGGUCCAAUUCCCUACGCCCUGAUCCGGGGGCGUGUCUGCCUCAAGCUUUGGCCUCCUCAGAAGUUUGGGCCGCUCGACCAGAGCCCAACAGGAAGAAUCAUCGAGACUCGGAACGAUUGAUUCUCACCAGCUGUGUACAGACUUGUCAUUUUCUAUUCGUAAUAGGUUGUUUUUUGUCUUUUUAAUAAAGAAGUAUUUAUAAGUAUUUACAACUUC
This is a messenger RNA of Osmerus eperlanus (European smelt), 937 nucleotides long. RefSeq names its product inner mitochondrial membrane peptidase subunit 1 (gene immp1l). The record is from RefSeq and is a predicted model, not a curated record. Gene Ontology annotation, molecular function: serine-type endopeptidase activity. NCBI's taxonomy places the organism in Eukaryota, Metazoa, Chordata, Actinopteri, Osmeriformes, Osmeridae. Gene Ontology annotation, cellular component: membrane; mitochondrial inner membrane peptidase complex. Bases 335 to 841 code for a protein of 168 amino acids. The transcript is spliced from 7 exons.